GAAAAAGAGGAUGCCAACAAGAGCACUCUGGACAACUUAGAAUAACAAGCAACUUUGAAAAGGAAAGCAAAUCAAUCCAGAAAUCAAAAUAUCUUCCAUUUCCUUUAGAAAAAUAUACAAUUCUCCUCAGAAGGUGAUAAUCAAAAGAGAGAAAAUCAACAUAGAUUUCAAGCUGGAAUAAAUAGAGUACAAGGAACACAAGGAAGCAUUACAUGAAAAGUCAAGGGAGAUUAUUUUUCCAUUUAGAAAAAGAGUGAAAUAUCUGGAAGUCAGUCAAUAUCUGGAGGAAAAGGUCAAUUGGGAAGCCACAUAGGGCAGACAAUAAUGGAGGAUUCACCCUGUAAGGAAGAAAACAAUAACUUGAACCAAAGCUGCAUCCAACAAGGAUCACACAUACUUUUGACCUCUUCAAGAAUAUCAGUGUUGAAAAAGUUGCACAGACCUGCCUAUUAUGGACAAAGAACAGAUUGCAAAUCAGAGCUGAUUAUGGACAACACAAUCCAUUCUGGAGAAGAGCCAUACAAAUUAUCUGAAAGUGACAAAAUCUUAGGUCAGAACAGCUCCCUUGUGGAUCAUGGAAGGACCCACACAGGAGAGAUGCCCUACAAGUGCUCCGAAUGUGGUAAAUGCUUUAGCAAAAAUGACAAACUGGAGAUACAUCAGCAGAUUCACAUCAGGGAGAAACUCUGUGACUGUCCUAUUUGUGGGAAAAGUUUUAUGACAAAUUCCCACUUGGUGAUACACCAGAAGUCUCACAUUGGAGAGAAACCCUUUGAAUGUGCUGAUUGUGGGAAACGUUUUAGUCAGAAAUCUAGCAUGAUGAAACACCAGAGGACUCACACAGAAGUGAAAUCAUUUGAAUACCCUGGUUGUAGUAAAAGUUUUGAUCCGAAUACCCACCUGGUGAUAUACCGCAGGACAUACACAGAAAAGAAAUCACAUGUGUGUCCUGAUUGUGGAAAAAGUUUUACGGCAAAUUCCCUUCUAGUGAUACAUCAGAGGACUCACACAGGAGAGAAACCUUUUGAAUGUUCUGAUUGUGGGAAAUGUUUCAGACAGAAAUAUAGCAUGAUGAAACAUCAGAGGAUUCACACAGAAUACCCUAAUUGUAGUAAAAGUUUUGAUCCAAUGACAUACAGGACGUACACAGGAAAGAAAUCAUAUAUGUGUCCUGAUUGUGGGAAAGGUUUCAUUGCAAAUUCCCACCUGGUGAUACACCAGAGGACUCACACAGGAGAGAAACCUUUUGAAUGUGCUGAUUGUGGGAAACGUUUCAGUCAGAAUUCCAGCCUGUUGAAACACCAGAGGACCCACACAGGAGAGAAACCAUUUGAAUGUCCUGAUUGUGGAAAAAGUUUCAGUUUGAAUUCCAAUCUGGUGAUACACCAGAGGAUUCACACAGGAGAGAAACCCUUUGAAUGUCCUGAUUGUGGAAAAAGUUUCAGUCAAAAUUCCCAUUUGGUAAUACACCAGAGGACUCACACAGGAGAGAAACCAUAUGAAUGUCUUGAUUGUGGGAAAUGUUUCAGUAAGAAUUCCAAUCUGGUGAAACACCAGAGAAUUCACACAAGAGAGAAACCAUAUGAAUGUUCAGAUUGUGGAAAAAGUUUCAGUCUGAAUUCCGACCUGGUGAUACACCAGAGGAUUCACAGAGGAGAAAAACCCUAUGAAUGUCAAGAGUGUGGGAAAACUUUCAGUUACCGUUCUGAUCUGAUGAAACACCAGAGGACUCACACAGGAGAAAAACCAUAUGAGUGUCUGGAGUGUGGUAAAUGUUUCAGUUACAGUUCUGACCUGGUGAAACACCAGAGGACCCACACAGGAGAGAAACCCUUUGAAUGUCCUGAUUGUGGGAAAACUUUUAGUCAAAAUUCCAACCUGGUGAAACACCAGAGGACCCACACAGGAGAGAAACCCUUUGAAUGUCGUGACUGUGGAAAAACUUUCAGUCUGAAUUUCAACCUGGUGAAACACCAGAGGACUCAUACAGGAGAUAAACCAUAUGAGUGUCCAGAUUGUGGAAAAAGCUUCAGUCACUGUUCUGACCUGGCAAUACACCAGAGGAGUCACACAGGAGAGAAACCUUUUGAAUGUCCUGAUUGUGGCAAAGGUUUCAGUCAGAAUUCCAACCUGGUGAGACAUCAAAGGAUUCACACAGGAGAGAAACCCUUUGAAUGUCCUGAUUGUGGAAAACUUUUCAGUCAGAAUUCUAGCCUGGUGAUUCACCAGAGGACUCACACAGGAGAGAAACCGUAUGAGUGUCCGGAUUGUGGAAAAGAUUUUAGUAGUAGGUCUAGUCUUCUAAGUCAUGUAGGUUUACACACAGGGGAGAAACCGUUCAGAUGCUCAGUCUGUGGACGGUACUUCAGGCAUAAAUCAUCCUUUAUUGCACACAAGGAAAUCCAUAUGAGGCAAACAUUGAUGAAUUUAGAAAAGUCUUGAAUUUUGUUUCUGAUUUCCAAUUGGGAGUAUAGGUGGGAAAUUGACUAUUUGGCUUCUGGCCUGAUUCUUUUUAGUCAACAUCUCUUAGGAUUAGAUUUGUAGAUUGAGAGGGAAAAAAAUGGAAAAGGCUACUUUCAUAAAGGCUAACUCCUGUUUCCCUUUUCAGCAAAAG
This is a messenger RNA of Thamnophis sirtalis, 2614 nucleotides long. Lineage: Eukaryota; Metazoa; Chordata; Lepidosauria; Squamata; Natricidae. The record is from RefSeq and is a predicted model, not a curated record.